Messenger RNA from Thamnophis sirtalis, 5522 nucleotides. RefSeq names its product tripartite motif containing 47 (gene TRIM47). Lineage: Eukaryota; Metazoa; Chordata; Lepidosauria; Squamata; Natricidae. Gene Ontology annotation, molecular function: zinc ion binding; protein binding. The record is from RefSeq and is a predicted model, not a curated record.
UGCUAAGAAAUUGUUACGGGUAAUAAAUUGCUAUCUGCUCUGAAUUGGACAGGACUCGAGGAGUAAAACGACGCAAACGUGUCCUGUUCGGAAAAUUCGACAGCAGUCCGGAGGCGGGAGCGGUCAGCUUCCCAUGUUCCGAAACGCCUCCCCCCCCUUUCCACCGGGAUUCUUUCACAAUUACUCACACAUUUUAAUAGACUACGAAGGGCGGGAAAAGCUUAACGUGGAUUCACUUCGCGCGCCUCGAAGAGGAGCGGCACUUUUAUUUUUCUUCUAACCGAGGCGGGUGUCCCUUAUAGAGAAACGCCGCGCACGGAGGCGGCCCCUCGCUCGCCCUUUUAGGGGCCGGCCGCGACUGCCCAGCGUCGACUUGAGUUCUUUGAUGGGCGGAGUUGGCGCUUCCAGCCCCCUACCCUGCCCUGCCUUGGGAAAGGGGGCCAACCUAGCGUCGCGCUCUUCGCCUCCUAACAGCGGACUCCAGCAGCAUGGACGCGGGCUCUGGCCCCAUUAGCUCCGCUCCCAACUUUCAAGAAGGUUCUUUCGGUUGCCCCAUUUGCCUAGAUGCUCUGAAGGACCCGGUCACCACUCCUUGCGGCCACAAUUUCUGCUUGGAGUGCCUCGGGGCGCACAGGCAUCACCCCGGGGGCGUAACAGGAGCCGGAGGACAAAGUGCCUCCCGCUGCCCCCUCUGCCAGGAACCCUACCCAGCCGACCUCCCGCUCCGUAAGAACCACACCCUGGCCGAAUUGUUGCAGCUCCGACAACCCGCGCCGAGCAGUCCGGGCCUGGCUAUGGCACCCGAGGAAACGUCGGAGCCGGGCGCUCCAGGGAACGGCGAUGCCCACAUCAAGGAGGUGCUUUGCGAUUUCUGCACCGACGGGGAGAGGGCUGAAGCGGCCAAAUCGUGCUUGGUGUGCUUGGCGUCCUUCUGUGCCCCCCACUUGCAGCCUCAUCUGAAAAGUCCGGCUUUCCAAAGCCACCGGCUGGUUCCGCCCUUGCGGCAUAUCGAGGAGAGCCUCUGCAAAUUGCACCUCAAGCCCUUGGAGAGCUUUUGCCGGACCGACCGCAGCUGCAUCUGCCAGCUCUGCCUGGCCCAGGAGCAUCGAAACCACGAGGUGGUGGCCGUGGAGGUGGAGCGGGAACACGUGGAGGCCCAGAGGCCCAAAAUCCUGAACAAUAUUGAAAAUCAGCUGGAUGAACUGGGAGCCGCAAUAGCACAGAUGAAGAGAAUGGUGGACCUCAUCAAAGCUACUGCUCAGAAGGAGAAGGAAAAGGUCAGCAGUCUCUUUACCGAGGCCACCAAGGUCCUGGCAACCUUCAAGAAGGAAGUGCUUGGUUUCAUUGAGGUUGAUGAAAGAGCCAUGCUGGGCGGAGCGGAAGAGGAACUGCGGCAUAAAGAAGAGCGACAUGCCCUGCUGAUGGAACACAAGCAGAACCUGGAGAAAGUCCCCAGCAUGGACACCAUCACUUUCCUGCAGGAAUUCCAGGCAUUAAAAAUAGCAGCUGAGGAAAAAAAACUUGCAUGUUCAAACUUCCCCAGAGAGUUGAGUUUUAUUAAAUCCAGUCAGGCCGUGUUUGCUGUGAAGGAGCUGCUGGGAAAUAUUUGCAAGAACCAAUGGGACCAACUGUCAGGGAAGGGUGAGAAUGGACCUUUUCUUCAUGGGAUACCAGAAGUGACACUUGAACCGCAGGUUUCAGAAAGGAGCAUCAACUCUGCCAGUUUGGAAUCACGAGAUUAUUUUCUAAAAUCUGCAUUCAUCAUUGACUUGGACAGUGAUACUGCUGACAAGUUCAUCCAACUCUUCGGGACCAAGGGGGCUAAGCGUGUGCUGAAUCCCAUUGCUUACCCUGAGACCUCAACCAGGUUCAUCAACUGUGAGCAAGUAUUGGGCGAGAAUCUUAUGAACCGUGGCAACUAUUACUGGGAAGUGGAGAUCAUAGAUGGUUGGGUGAGCAUUGGGAUCAUCACUGAAGAUUUCAAUCUCCAGGAAUCAUAUGACCGGGGCCGCCUAGGAAGGAAUGAAAAGUCCUGCUGUCUGCAAUGGAAUGGCCAGAAUUAUGUCGCGUGGUUUGGCGGAUUUGACUGUGUUAUACAGCAGCCAUUUUUUCAUACUAUUGGGGUGUACUUGGAGUAUUCAGAGAAGGUGCUGACAUUCUAUGGAGUCAAGGAUUCCAAGAUGACUUGUCUCCAACAGUUCAAAGUGGCUCGCUUCAAAAAGGGGCAUUUUGACCCUUUCCAGAAUAAGAUUAACCACCAGUUUCCAGCACUGUUCAUGCACAACCUCAAGCCAGCCUUUUUUCUCGAAAGCGUAGAUGCUCACAUGCAGCUCGGGCCUUUGAAGAAAGACUGUGUUUCAGUACUUAAACGGCGAUAAUUUGGUCAAUGUAUGACCAAAGAUAACAAUUUUGACAAAUAGGAUGUUUGUGUCAUCUCUGCUGGAGCACUGCAUCAUCUUGUUGCUGCUCUUUUUACUUAUUUGAUAAGUAUCAACGUUUAAAGAAGCACUUUUCAGCAAAACAUUUUCCUUCUCUUGGACAUAAUAAUUAUUUACAAAGGGCUUGAUCUAAAGCAAAAGACAUCUCCAUUUCAUCUAUAUGAACCAAUGGUAUCUCCAGAGACUGUGCUCUGUUUCAUAAGUAAUACAUGGAUCAAUAAUCAAUGGUACCAUGGAAACCCAUCUUCAUAAUAGCGGGCAGAAAAAAAUACUACCACUGAUCAAAAAUGCUGAAGGCCAUCACUUAAAUGCCCCUAGAUGAAGACUGCUCUUCCACAGCAUUUGAAAAAAACAACUGUGGAGAAAACAAUGGUGUCAGCUGUCAACAGAGAAAAUGACAUAUAUGAACAAAUAUAUUCAGCUUUGGGUUACAAUAGCAAGAAAAAUUAUGGGGCUGUGGGGAGCUUUAGUUGAUUCUUAGCUUUAAUCUAAAUUCUAGUCUAAAUAUUAGAAAUAUAACUUUGAAAUUAAAUGAAGCAUCUGUGGCUGUGUGUCAGACCCGCUAUGUAGACCAGUUCAGGAAAUGAUCUCCAAAGAAAGGAUACAAUUUUUACGGAGAUAGACUAUAAUAAUUGAGUCUUGCAAGUCUGAUUGUAAUAUACCACAAUCUCUUUAAAGUUCAGUGAAUUAGGGUGCCAUCUGCCAAAUGCUAUCUCCUUGUUUUGGACUUUAAAAUGUUCCUAUCAUUUUUGUCUAGGUAAUGGUUCCUGCAUGUUUCCAUCACGGUCACAUUGCAUACCCUGUACACUGUGCUUUAAUGCUAUAUGUGCCCAUUUAUUAAUAAUUGGGUAAAAAGUGUAACGUAAACUGAGUUGCAGAUCUGAAUGUGAGGUACUGAACAGGUGAGUACCUGCACAAGAAGAGCAGAAUGUUUAAGCACUGAGUUGCAAGUUUCCCCUUUCCUUACAGCAUCUUAUAGGCACAGAAGUAUUAUAAUAAUGGAGAUUCAAUGGCUUUCUGGAGUCACUGGCUGGUUGAAUCUGAUGGAAAUUCAGGCUUAUUAGUCUGUGAAGGACCGCAGAUUCCUAUUUCUAUGACAUAGUCUGCUUUUCUUAGCUGCAUUUUGAGUACAGAUCCAUGGAAGUACAAUGGAAGAAAGAUCAUUGAAGAAUGGGGAUUGAACUUUCUUGUGUAACAAAGAUACAAAGUGUAUAAAAUACAUCCUUUCCAAAUAUACUAAAAGGACACUGUAAACAUAAAUAUACCAUAAUUUAGUCAUGCUGAUAGUAAUGGUGAGGAAAUUCUAGCUGCUAUUGUUAAAAAAAAAGAUUUCAAGUUAAACUAUGAGGAGACCAAGUUUUUCAUUAAGCUUAGGCUUUUUUAAAAUUGUUUUGUGACUUUUUAAGAUUGUUUUGUUUAGAACAGGAUUGACAGCUGAGUUCGAAUAAACCAUCCAUUGGAUUCCUUUCUUUCUAGAAGAUAAUAGGCUAUGAGCAUUCAUAAUGUAAAUUAGGACUGAAUAAGGAGAAAAUUUAGUUUGGAGACAGCUUUUUUUUUGCCAACACAGGAUAAUUUUCUUCUUUGAAGCAUUAAUCUAGUGCUAGGCCACAUCAUUAAUUCUAUGAUCUCAGGGGAUUAUAUUGUUACAAGAGGGUUUUGCAGUAUUAGUGAGUACAUUAUUUGUCUCCAAAACAUGUUUUGUUCCAUUAUAUCCUGUAUCCAAAGUGAGAGGAUAGUAGAUUUGAUUAAUCAUGAAAAUAAUUUAAUAAGCACACUCUUCUUUGCUGCUGGGCCUCACUGAAAUAUUCCUGCCUUUCAUUAAAAAAAAUGUGAGGUCCUUAUAGUUUUGUUUGUGUAAAUUCUUCCGUUAAUGAAAACACUGCAGCAUAGUCCUGAAAUGCACAUAUCUUGUAUUCUUUUUUCAAAGUAAGUUUUCACCAUCUUUCUAUAAAGGAAAAAUGAUAGGUACAUGAUGUACAUAUUGAAUUGCAUGUUGCAAUCUAGUAUCUUAAAUUUAUAUCCAAUUAAUUAGUGUUCGGAAGGUUACAGGGUUUAAUAAAGAUAGAUGAUAGACGUUUGAAUUUGUAAGAAAAUCAGAGUAGUAUGUAAUCCACUCUAGUUUGAAAUUAGGACUUUUUAAAUAUUUAAAGAUGGUUAGUUACUGAAAUAGAUGGAACCACAAUUGCAGGACUUGACAGAAGGAGCACUCAAGAUGGUGGAGAGGAUUUCAUUGUCCCUAACAGGACAGAAGGCACAGUUCUGUGAGGAAAGAAUCUACGUGCAGAUGAUCUCAGUUAGGGGAGAUAAACAUUGUUCAUUUUUAUAAUGCAGCUGUUGUAACUGGGGGAAAUACUAUAGUUUGUAACUUACUGAAUAACUGGUUGAUGGUAACAAGGCUACACUUAAUUUGAAGAGUUUGUUCAAUUGGAUUCAAAUACUACCAAAAUAUGUCAUACAUAUGACUGCGACAGGAUUUUCUUUUUUCAAAAAGAUUCAGGAUGAGAAUUGAUUUUUUUUAAAUGUGUUAAGGUGAUUUAAAGUAUAGGAUAGUUUUUAAUCAUCUGUUUCAGCUUCUCAGGAAACUACAUCAUUAUAUUUUAUCAGUCAUGCUACCAAGUUUGAUAGAGAGGGAGUUUCAAAUGUUAUGAAAAGCAAAUGUGGAGGCUAGACACCAGUGAGAGGCUGCAGACUGGAAAUUCCUUUAUAUUUCCUGGUUAAGGAUUAACAAUACAAAUCUUUAGAGCAUGAAAUCAUUUAUAAUCACAUGAUAAUUAUUCUUAGACCAUUGCAUACAGCAGGUAUUUUAAGCUUUCUGAACAAUCCAGCAUCAAUCUUGUCAUAAUGUGGUUAAAAAUUAAUAUUUCUAGCUCUCAUUCAUUACAUUCUGGUCUUGCCUAGUUAUUGUUCCACAUCUGAUCAUAAGGUUUCAUUUGUACACAAGAUUCUCAGAGCAUUUAGUUUGGAAGAAAACUUUGGAAAAAUGUGUUUUAUCCACAGCUGGGCCAGCCAGGAAAUUUUGUUAUAAAAAUCCAUGGCAUAAACCACAAUAAACUGGAAUUAAAGAAAUAGUUCAAACCACAAAAA